UUCAGUUUCAUUUUGAACGUCGAACGUCGAGAACGCCGAGAACGCCGAGAAAACCGCUCUUAAAAACGACCCGCUGUAUAAACCGGGCUGAAGCCAUUGAAACGCGUGUGAACGGGAGCCCAACUAAAUAUUCAUUACUGGGCGGUCGCUUAAAGUGGAAAACGCCAAAAAGCUAACUUAAAAGCAACCAACUCCGCCGCCUCUGUUCUACUUGUAGUUCCCGAACAAAUUUAAGAGGAGGCUGCAAGGACUGUCAUGCAAAUGCGAAAUUUCUCAUGGCUUAAGAGGAGACACAGUUCUAACGAACUCAUGAACAUUGAAUGAGUUAAAUCGAACUAAUCAAACAAAUCAAAGCCGUUAAAACUCUUAAACACCAUUUUGGACAAGCUGCGAGCGACAAGCUAACCCUAUAGUUUGUAAGGCUAAAAAUAUGUUGGCGAGACGUUCAGGAAAGGGUAUACUUACACCCAAACCGAAACGAGAGACAUUGAGGGCUCCCGAAACAAUUUCACUGGUGCUUUUGCUAUGUUUGUCUCUUAUUGGACGCGUCAGUGCUCAAGUUGAUACCACUAUUAGUGAACAAGAAAGCCAAUCAGUUGUCCUACCAUGUCCCGUUAAUGAGGACAAGUGCGGAAAGCUGCACUCACUAAACUGGUUUAAGGGCGAUGAUCGCAUUGCUGCAAUGCUAUUAGGAGACAAUAAUGUGACAAGUGUUAAUAAAGAAUUUGAAGAAAGAGUGACUGUUGAGCAAAAUCCGUACAGGCUAGUUAUUAAGGACUUGAAAAUAGAUGAUGAAGAUAUUUAUCUAUGUGAUACAACAUUUUUUAUACCAGAAGAAACGUGUGAUAACUUCAAUGGAUAUCGAAUCGGGUUGAGAGUCCUAGUGCCACCCACUGAGGUUGUUAUUUUGGAUGCUAAAGGCGAUCGAAUCAAGAACGGCAGCAUAGUGGGACCCAUGCAGGAACGUCAAUCACUCAAAGCAACAUGUACCGUGAAGAACACCCGCCCUCAACCAGAGGUGGGGUGGUUCCGCGGAACCAAGCGACUAACAACUUAUUCCCCUACUCACGUAAACGAUGGUCUUUAUACGUCAACACUUGAAUUGGAUUGGUCAUUAUCCCGAGACGACCUUGCUCAGGACAUUGAAUGUCGAGUGACCUCUGCAGCCUUACCGAACACAACUGUUACAAAAUUUAGCGUGGACUUACAAGUACGACCGACAGGUAUUGAAAUUAAUGGAGUGGAACAUCAUACAGUACAAGGCAGCAAAGUGGUUUUAACAUGUGAUAUUUACGGCGCUCGCCCAGCUGUUAAUCUUUCAUGGUAUAAUUCAACUUACCUAAUAAGUGCUGAAACAAAUAACCUAACUGAAAUUCGGAUGAAAGCGUUUGAAACGAAUGAUGGCACUUAUCACACCCAAUCAGAACUAAUUUUUGCAACUCGUUUUGAGAAUGACCGUGUUUUUCGCUGUGAGGCUGAAAACGUUGUUUUGCAAUUAAAUCGAGAAAAACCAAUUUCAUCCGCGCUAAUAUUGGAAGUUUUGUAUCCCCCCGUUGUAAAAGUUAGUCCAUCUGACAUGAUUGCCAAUACAAGUGAAAUCGUUCUUCUUAAUUGUGAAUAUGUUGCGAAUCCUGCUUCUCUAACGCAAGUUGAAUGGUAUCGCAAUGAUGAACUGGUAAAUAUUAAUGACACCGAUCAUUAUAAAGGCGGUAAUUCAGAGAAUGUUGCCCUCGUAAUUAAAUCUACAGAAAAAAAAGACAUUGGAAAUUAUUCAUGUCAAUUAUCCAAUAACAUUGGCAAAGGAAUUUCUGAUCAGAAAAUAAAUCUUGACGUGCAAUAUGUCCCGAGUGUAGAGAUUUUAAUGAUACCAGAGGGUCCUGUAAAAGAAAGCGAUGAGUCGAAUGUCACCUUAUUUUGCAACAUAUUGGACGCAAAUCCUCCUGUUCUCAAUAAAGUGAGGUGGUACGCUAACUCUACGCUGCUAAAAGAGCUUCCGGACUGUGAGGAAACCAGAGAGGAUCUCUGCCACAUAGACCCAAGUAAACUGUUAUUGGAAAGUAUUGGACGUGGCUUUUUCUAUAAUUAUUCUUGUGAGGGCUUUAAUUCUGCUGGCUGGGGUCCACGCAGCGAAGACAAAGAAUUGAUGGUGCAUUACGAGCCCGGAUCUGCUGCACUUACUCUUUUUCCUUUAGUCGCCGUAAAGAAAAAGAGCGUGACAUUCACGUGCUCCGUAGAUGAUCCCGGCUACCCAGACACAAAUAGAUUUCGUUGGCUUCGCGGCGGUCGAGGUCCUCUCCAGGACAUUGUCACGAAGGACUGGACGGUGGAGCCGGUCGGCCUAGAUAGUCGGACCAAUUAUUCUUGCUACGCAUUCAACGAGGGGGGCAAAGGCGAAAUGGCUACAGUCAACUUGGAGGUACACGCACCACCGUUUUUUAUCAAGAACUUGCCACCUUAUACGGGAAUACUGCACACCACGGCCAAUGCCAGUUUGACCUGUCGCAUUGAGUGCGUUCCGCGCUGUGAGAUAUCUUGGCUAAAGGAUGGAGAGCCAAUACCGAAAAACGAUACUCGCUAUUUUGUUAAGGAAAAAUACAUGGAAUCAUCACCAGCCACAGGCGACUUUGAAAGCAUGCUAUCAGUUUUGCACUUUAAUAUAUCAAAUUGGCCUCUGGCCAAGUUCGAUAUCGAGGCUGAUAAUGCGAACUACACUUGUGUCUCAACGGGCAACACAGUGGGACCUAGCAUCAGGAGUCGCACUUAUUUCGGCAUUGAAUACGCACCGGACAAUACAACCGUCUCGGAGAACAUUGUUUAUGUGCAAGAAGAUAAAAUACCAGGCCCUGUGAUAUGCAAAUCCCGAGCUAAUCCAGAACCUUCAUAUAAGUGGUUUUUUAAAAACGAAACUAUAGCUAAUGGAAAUGCAUUAAUUAUUAAUAAUGCUAUGAAACGUACUGAUAAUGGCACCUAUACCUGUCUUGCCUAUAACAAGCAUGGUAGCAGCACUGCUGAAACCGUAAUCAAAGUUCAUUUUAAGCCACGAUGCGAAAUCGAAAGACGGGAAAUUGACGAUCAGGAUACUCUUAUUUGUACUGCUAUUGGAGAUCCUUCGGAGGCGGAUUUUUCUUGGUCAAUUAAAUCUGAAAAUGAAACGGUUGAAAGUUUGGGUAGCGGAGACAAAAAAAAUUUCGUCGAAAAAAGCUUCUACAUAUUAGAAAAGGACUAUGCAAUUUCUAGGACUUACAGAUGUGUGGCUAAUAAUACGGUUGGUUCCGGACCAUUUUGUGAAAUUGAAGUUGCUGCUGCAUCAACGCUUGUAAUUUGGUGGCAAGUACGCCCAAAAAAACAACUGGCAUUUUGGCAACUCUGGGAAAAGACAACACUUAUCAUAGUAACUGCUGCUAUAUUGGGCUUGUUGCUGACCGUUAUUAUUAUUUGUUGCAUAAUUAUAUGCAUUUGCCGUCGUCGUCGUCGCCAGGAUAAAUUACACGACAAGUCCUCUUCACUGGGGGAACCAUUGACGGAACCUGGCGAGUAUGAGAAUCUUCCAUUUCAUGGUCUGCAAACGGCACCUAACAAGUUCUCUACUACCCCUACAAAUUUUAAUAACAACGCAAAUUCGGUACGAGUUGCUCCACGACUCAAGAGACUCAAUGGAAUGAUCAAUCAGUCAUCCGUCAACCAUCAGCAAGAUCGUCAGUUCAUUCAACAUCCACAUGUCGAUCAGGAACUGGAACAAACUCACAGAUUACAAUACAACACCAAGCAUCUCCCCAUAUAUACUGAUCAGCAAAAUCAAAGCUUUAGUGGACUAGUUACCCCUCGCCAAGUUCAUCAUAAUGUAAUCAAUUGCUUUCCCAAGAGUAUUACCAGCACUGAGUAUUACCAGCAACAGAAUCAAAUCCAAUUACAAAUUCCAGCAAGAGCAGCUGAGCAGUUUAAUACCAGUUCCUUGUCCAACAUUGAGCUAUCAAAUUCUGUAGAGCUUGAUUGUCGACCUGCCUUCGCCGUGAUGGAACGACCAUCAACUAUCACAUGCUCGUCACUGUCAAACACUAAUCCCUUUUUGGCUGGUAGUAACUUUAAGAAAUACGAAAAAACGGGUGAAGAGUUGCUGAGAAGUAUGCCACGAGCAAAGCACAGCAAAAUCGCACUGGAUAUGGAAAAAAAGUUUUAUUCACUUAAGUUCCAAGAGAGCAAGCUAAAAAAUAAUGCACAUAUUGCAAACUCCUCAUUGGGCACCACCACGUCAGCUACAUCCUCCGCUACUGACGUUAACUCUUCAUCUACAUGCAAAAGACAUAAUUUUUUGCUGACCAUGGCCAGCGAUGUUGACUUGAGUGCGCAACCCGUGCGCCUUUAUGAUCUGCCUGCCUACGAGAAUAUGGUGGUUGAAGACUCAGCCAACACAAAUAUUAAAUUAAAAAUGGGCGAUGGCAAGCGAAGUUCUAACCAAAGCCUGGCCACUGCUCAGUUGCACACUCAACUAGGCGAAGAUAAAAUUAUAAAACACCACCAACGUCACCACCACCAGCAACAAAAUGACGAAGGGAUUUUUGCUGACCUUCCGUUAAUGGAUACCGAGCGUAUCAGCAUUUAUCGAAGCGACUCCGGAAUAUCCAAUAGCUCUUACGAGUCUCCAUUCCCUAUAGCGUUAUCACAGAAGCGACCACCAAGCCAAGGAAAUGUAAACACAUCCUCCGGCUCAGCUGUUCGAAAACAUGUUUACAAAAACAUAGAGGCUCAGCAUAGUGCCUUGACUCACGAUAAUUCAGCUUAUGAACCCUCUUCAACGAAAAAGACUUCUGAAAGCGGAGCAGCAUUAAUUAAUAAUUGCCCUGCGCCCUCAACCUGUGGAACGCCUUAUAGUAUUUCUGCCUCUUCGCAUUAUAACCUUCACCAGCCUCCUAUUCAGUGCAAAGGAAAUGAACAGACUACGCACGAAGAUUUUGAACAGUACAGAGUUGGUAAACAGUCCGCAAAUUCCGUCUCUACAGUUUACAACGCCUCCAGCAAAAGCAAAUGCAGAUCAGCACUAGUGCAGUGUGGUGGUGUUCAAGCUACGAACAAGAAAAACAAAUCGCUGGUUAUUAAUCCAUUUCUAGCAAGUAAUGGGAAUAAUAACACAUUCAUUGGCAAUAACUACAAAAAGAAACUGCGACGGCAAACCAUCAGCGACCCAUACGGACAUAUCCAAUGGCAGCCAUACGUUUAUUCUGCCGACAAUUGUGACGUUUCAAAAAAAAGCGAAGACUACCGUUCAGAAGGCGUUAGGGUUAACAGAGAUCGCUCCGAGUUCCAAGCAACAUCAGCAGAGCAUAUGCAAAUCAACAACAACGCAAAAACUAGUUGUACAAAGGCCAAACAUUAUAAACGACUCCUAAUAUCUAAUGACAUACAGCUCCAGAAGUCUCAAUUAGGCUCGUUAACCGCCAUCGAUAAUUUGCCGUCCGAGAUUGCUUCAAUCGUCCCGAUAGGUUCUUCGUCUAAUGGGACCCUCGAUUGUGUAGCCGUACGACGACCCAUACGCCUACCAUUGCGAAAACAUCACACCUUCCAUUUUCAAAGCACACAGACAGUAAAUGGCAAGCUACAACAGUGGCGGGAGCAAACGAGAAUUCAGCUGCGAGAACGGAAGAAGUUCGAGCAGGAAGCGAGGCCUUCGGUGUUGCGUCCUCUGGAUUUAAUUGAACAGCACGCCUUCAAGCCGAUUUCACUUACACCUACCAUAGCAGAUUCGGAAGAGCAAAAGCCAAGGGAUGAGAGUCAAAUCGAUCACCUGGAAUUACAACCUGAAUGCGGACAUAAUGUUACAGAGGCAGACGAUGAUGAAGACCUUGGCUACAGUUUCUGCGAAGAAGAAUCCAUGGUAGACAACGAUAACUAUCCCACCUCGGACAAUCUUAAUACUGCCCCAACCAACGGCUCCAGUACAUCGAAAGCUAUAGAAAACGCAACUGCAGGUGCUCUUGAAUACUUUAAGUCACAAAGCUGUUGUGAAGUACACAUUUAAAUAUAAAAUAAAUUCGAAAGCCUAAGUGAAGUAAACAAGGUAUUUUGUAAUAAAUAGUAAAUAAAUUUUAAUAUUACAUAUUUUUACCUUAAAAUACCUAAAAUUGUCAAUAAAAGUAAUAAUAAAUAUAUAAAUAGUAUUAGUUUCAUA
Messenger RNA from Drosophila gunungcola (fruit fly), 6163 nucleotides. RefSeq lists its product as uncharacterized. Lineage: Eukaryota; Metazoa; Arthropoda; Insecta; Diptera; Drosophilidae. The record is from RefSeq and is a predicted model, not a curated record.